Molecule: messenger RNA, 264 nt
Organism: Leptosia nina
Lineage: Eukaryota; Metazoa; Arthropoda; Insecta; Lepidoptera; Pieridae
Source: the annotation of a GenBank genome assembly
AUGUCAUCUUACAAGCCGAUAGAUUCUAAGAGGGAAGAAUUUCGUCGAUAUUUAGAAAGAGCUGGUGUUAUGGACGCUCUGACGAAAGUCUUGGUUAGUCUCUACGAAGAACCUGAUAAGCCAGAGGAUGCUCUUGAAUACGUAAGAAAGCAUUUAGGUACAGACGGCGGCGAUGACGAACUGGAAGCAGCUAGAGCUCGCAUUGCAGAGUUGGAGGCUGAAAAUGCACUGCUCAAAGGUGAAGCUGCCCCAACAGAAGGGUGA